Molecule: messenger RNA, 10043 nt
Organism: Apus apus (common swift)
Lineage: Eukaryota; Metazoa; Chordata; Aves; Apodiformes; Apodidae
Gene: UBR1
Product: ubiquitin protein ligase E3 component n-recognin 1
Exons: 47
Coding region: 24-5309 (1761 amino acids)
Biological process (GO): ubiquitin-dependent protein catabolic process via the N-end rule pathway; protein ubiquitination
Cellular component (GO): ubiquitin ligase complex; cytoplasm
Molecular function (GO): zinc ion binding; ubiquitin protein ligase activity
Source: RefSeq, a predicted model, not a curated record
CGGCCGCGUCCCUGGCUCGCAAAAUGGCGGACGGAGUCAACGAAGGGCCUGGAGCGGGAGCGGCGGGAGCGGGGGCUGGGCGAGCCGCCGGGCAGCCCCAGGAGCGAGCCACGUGGUGUGAUGAAAGAUUCAACUUCCAAGCUACAUUUUUACAGUGCUUGGCAAAACAUGUGCCAAACAUUUACUCAGCUGAAAUGGACCCCUUGCUGGAGAAACAAGAAGAAAUGGUCCAGGCAGCAAUAUUAUACCCCCUGGAAUGUUAUUUGUUUGGGGAAGACCCAGAUAUAUUCCUGGAGAAACUACAACAGAGUGGAACCUCCCAGCUCUGUGGGAAGGUGUUCAAAGGAGGAGAGACAACAUACUCUUGCAGAGACUGUGCAGUUGAUCCAACCUGUGUACUCUGUAUGGACUGCUUCCAGAAUAGCAUUCACAAGAACCACCGGUACAAGAUGCAUAGCUCCACUGGAGGCGGGUUUUGUGACUGUGGGGAUACAGAGGCAUGGAAGGCUGGACCAUUGUGUACUAGACAUGAGCCUGGAGCAUCAGGUUCUGCAAAAGAAAAUUCUGAAUGUCAGUUGAACGAAGAAGUUAUGGAGCACUCUAGGAGGGUGUUUCCUUCUGUGAUAAAAUACAUUGUAGAUAUGCUUAUAUGGGAAGAAGAGAAGGAACUGCCUCCAGAGCUCAGAGUUAGUAGAGAGAAGGUGGACAGCUACUACUGUGUCCUUUUCAAUGAUGAACAUCAUUCUUACGAUCAUGUCAUCUAUAGCCUGCAAAGGGCACUUGGCUGUGAACUCAGUGAAGCCCAGUUGCAUACCACUGCCAUAGAUAAAGAGGGUCGUAGAGCUGUUAAGGCAGGACAUUAUGCCUCUUGUCAGGAAGCAAAAGAAGAAAUCAAGAGGCAUUCUGAAAAUGUUUCUCAGCGACCACUUCACGUGGAGGUUCUCCAUGCUGAUGUUAUGGCUCACCAAAAGUUUGCCUUGCGCCUGGGUUCUUGGCUGAACAAACUCAUGAGCUAUUCAAGUGACUUUCGCCAGAUCUUCUGUCAGAUAUGUCUCAAAGAAGAAGCUGGAUCUGAAAAGCCCUGCUUCAUAAGCAAAUUGAUGCUAUGGGAUGCAAAACUUCAUAAAGGGGCAAGGAAGGUUCUUCAUGAGCUUAUCUUCAGUAGUUUUUUCAUGGAAAUGGAAUACAAAAAACUUUUUGCUGUGGAAUUUGUAAAGUAUUACAAGACAUUGCAAAAAGAGUACAUCAGUGAUGAUCAUGACAGAGUUCUCUCUGUGACAGCACUCUCAGUUCAGAUGUUCACUGUACCUACUCUGGCCCGACAUCUUAUUGAAGAGCAAAAUGUUAUCACCACCAUUACAGAGACGCUUCUAGAAGUGCUUCCAGAGUACCUAGACAAAAAUGACAAAUUCAACUUCCAAGGUUACAGUCAAGACAAACUGAACCGGGUAUAUGCAGUAAUAUUUGACCUCAGGUAUGUCUUAGUCAGCAAGCCUACGUUAUGGACAGAUCGUCUGAGGGAGCGGUUUUUAGAAGGAUUUGUUUCUUUCCUAAGGAUUCUAACUUGCAUGCAGGGAAUGGAGGAGAUAAAAAGACAGAUUGGCCAGCACAUUGAGGUAGACCCUGACUGGGAAGCAGCUAUUGCUAUACAGAUGCAGCUCAAGAACAUUCUUUUGAUGUUCCAGGAGUGGUGUGCCUGUGAUGAAGAGCUGUUGCUCAAGGCCUAUAGCGAAUGUCAUAAAGCUGUGAUGAGGUGCAGCACAAAUGGCCGCUCACGGGAGAAGACAGUUUUUCACUUGUGUGGCCACACUCUGGAGAGCAGACCCUACAGAGUGUCUGCAGAUCCUGUCAGCAUACAUUUACCUCUGUCUAGGACUCUUGCUGGUCUUCAUGUACGAUUAAGCAAGACUGGAGCCAUCUCAAGAUUGCAUGAGUUUGUUUCUCCUGAAGAAUUUCAAGUAGAGCUGCUAGUGGAAUAUCCUUUGCGAUGUCUUGUCUUGGUUGCUCAGGUUGCUGCGGAGAUGUGGAGAAGGAAUGGGCUCUCUCUGAUAAGCCAGGUAUUCUAUUAUCAAGAUGUUAAAUGCAGAGAAGAAAUGUAUGAUAAAGACAUAAUCAUGCUCCAGAUAGGUGCCUCUCUUAUGGAUCCAAACCAGUUCCUCCUGCUGAUACUACAGAGAUAUGAGCUUGCUGAUGCAUUCAGAAAGAUCAAGCCCACCAAAGAUCAGGAUUUGAUCAAGCAAUAUAAUGUGUUAAUAGAAGAGAUGCUACAGAUUCUCAUCUAUGUUGUGGGGGAAAGAUAUGUACCUGGAGUGAGUAAUGUGACAAAAGAAGAUGUUACCAUGAGAGAAAUCAUCCAUCUGUUAUGUAUUGAACCAAUGGCUCACAGUGCAAUUACCAAGUCCUUGCCUGAAAACGAGAACAAUGAAACUGGCUUGGAGAAUGUAAUUGAUAAAGUGGCUACAUUUAAGAAACCAGGUGUGUCUGGCCAUGGAGUUUAUGAGCUGAAAGAUGAAUGCUUGAAGGAAUUCAAUAUGUUCUUUUAUCACUAUACUAAGACCCAGCACAGCAAGGCUGAACAUACACAAAAGAAAAGAAGGAAACAAGAAAACAGAGAUGAAGCAUUGCCACCACCUCCUCCUCCAGACUUCAGUCCUGCAUUCAGCAACGUGGUGAGGAUUCUGAACUGUGAUGUUAUGAUGCACAUACUGAGGACUGUUCUUCAAAGAGCAGUAGAACUGGAAACCCACUUGUGGACUGAAGCUAUGAUCCAAAUGGUGCUACACCUCCUUUCUUUAGGGUUACUAGAAGAGAAACAGCAAUUACAGAAGUCCCCAGAAGAAGAAGUAACCUUUGAUUUUUAUCACAAAGCAACACGAAUGGGAAGCUCAGCCAUGAAUGCUGUGAAUGUGUUAAUGCUUCUGGAAAAAUUAAAGAGAGUUCCUCAGCUAGAGGCACAGAAGGACACAGUCAAUUGGAUUCUGCAGAUGUUUGACACAGUGAAAAGAUUGAGAGAAAAGUCUAGUUUGACAACAGUAGCACCUGCUUCAGGCUCAGAAGCUACAAAAGUUGAUGAGACACAGAGCACUCAGGAUAAAGAGAAAGCUGAGCGAAAGAGGAAGGCAGAAGCCGCCAGGCUGCACCGUCAGAAGAUAAUGGCCCAGAUGUCUGCACUGCAGAAGAAUUUCAUUGAAACCCAUAAGCUACUGUAUGAAAACACACUGGAGGCACAUGGUAAAGAAGAUGCUAUUAUGGAGGAAGAAAGCAUGUCUUCAGCAGUUGAUUGCUCCAGAAUUGCUUUGGGUCCCAAACGAGGUCCAUCUGUUGCUGAGAAAGAAGUUUUGACUUGUAUUCUUUGUCAGGAGGAGCAGGAAGUAAAGCUGGAAAGUCCUGCCAUGGUAUUAUCUGCCUGUGUCCAGAAAUCAACUGCCUUAACUCAGAACAGGAGCAGAGUUCUUGAACUCUCAGGGGAUACACUAGAUCCUCUCUUCAUGCACCCUGACUUACCCUGUGGGACCCACACAGGAAGCUGUGGUCAUGUGAUGCAUGCAGCCUGCUGGCAGAAGUACUUUGAAGCAAUGCAGCUGAACUUUCGACAACGUCUGCAUGUUGAACAGAUAUUUGACUUGGAGAAUGGAGAAUAUCUUUGUCCACUUUGCAAAUCUCUUUGCAAUACUGUGAUUCCUAUUGUUCCACUGCAGGCACAAAAAAUAAACAGUGAAGAUGCAGAGGCAGUUGCUCAAAUCCUGUCCCUGGCGAGGUGGCUGGAGAUUGUCAUAGUCAGGAUAUCGGGCUACAGUGUGAAAAAUGCCAAAGGAGAGAAACAAAGCAUUGCAGCUCUUGCUAACAAGGGGAUGGGGAACUCUGCUUUGGAAUUCCAUUCCAUCCUUAGUUUCGGCGUUCAGUCCUUAGCCAAAUACUCAAGCAGUAUCAAGGAGAUGCUUAUUCUCUUUGCCACCACAGUUUAUAGAGUUGGGCUGAAAGUUGCUCCAAAUGAAGCUGAUAACCGGAUUCCUGUGAUGACCUGGAGCACAUGUGCUUUUACCAUCCAGUGUAUAGAAAACCUCUUGGAAACAGAGGACAAACCUUUAUUUGGAUCUCUGCAAAAUAGACAGCACAGUGGCCUUAAAGCAUUAGUGCAGUUUGCAGCUGCUCAGAGAACAACAUCACCACAGGUCCUGAUUCAGAAACAUCUGAUUCGUCUUCUAGGAGUUCUUCUACCAAACUUUAAAGUGGAGGACACUCCAUCCCUCUUAGAAGUAGAUAUGUUCCACGUUUUGGUGGGAGUUGUGUUAUCCUUUCCAUCUUUGUACUGGGAGGAUGCUGUAGACUUGCAGCCUUCAUCAAUUAGUUCAGCCUAUAACCACCUCUACCUCUUCCAUCUGACGACACUGGCACACAUAACACAAAUUGUUGUCUCUUCAGCAACAGAAUCCCCUUCUGCUCAAUCACCUGACAACAGUGAGGAGGCACAGUCUGCACAGUCUUUCUGUAGAGAGAUUUGCCAGUACACCAGUGGUUGCUUUAGUCAGGAUACUCCAGGCUGGCUGGUGUGGGAUUGUGUUAAAAAAGGCAUCAUGCCUUACCUUCGUUGUGCUGCUUUAUUUUUUCAUUAUCUGCUGGGAGUUUCUCCACCUGAGGAACUGCUACAAGUUUCUGAAGAAGGGCAAUUCAAGGCACUUUGUACUUACCUCUCUCUACCUACCAAUUUGUUCAUGCUCUUCCACGAAUACUGGGACACGGUAAACCCACUGCUUCAAAGGUGGUGUUCUGACCCGGUGGUGUUAAGUUGUUUGAAGGGGAAAAGCAUUGCAAUAAGGUAUCCUAGGAAAAGAAAUAGCUUAAUAGAGCUUCCUGAAGACUAUAGCUGCCUUCUGAACCAAGCCUCUCAGUUCAGAUGCCCACGGUCUUCUGAUGAUGAACAGAAACAUCCAGUAUUGUGUUUAUUCUGUGGGGCUAUGUUGUGUUCCCAGAAUACUUGCUGUCAGGAACUGGUGAAUGGGGAGGAGUUGGGAGCCUGUACUUCUCACGCUCUUCAGUGCGGAGCUGGAGUCUGUAUGUUUCUCAAAAUCAGGGAAUGCAGAGUUGUCCUCAUUGAAGGUAAAACCAGGGGCUGCUUAUAUCCUGCUCCCUACUUGGAUGAAUAUGGAGAAACAGAUCCAGGUCUGAAAAGAGGCAAUCCUCUGCACUUGUGUCGGGAGCGUUACCGGAAGCUCCAUCUGCUAUGGCAGCAACACUGCAUCAUAGAGGAGAUUGCCAGGAGCCAGGAAACAAAUCAGAUCUUCUUUGGAUUCAACUGGCAGCUGCUCUGAGUCGCUUGGUUUUUAGUGAAAACUUACCUUUGGCAGUGCUUUGGAAAAGGAAAGGAGGGUGGCAGUAACUCUACUCACAAGUGGAUUCUGUAGUUCAGACACAAUUGUUGGUUUCUCUAGGUUGGGUAUAUUACUGAUAAAUUGAUACAGAAUCUCAUGUCAUAUGUUUUGCACUUUUUUCUUCUUUUUUCUUCCCCCCCAGAAAAAGGCAAAACCAUAUUAUAUAGUUAUUAAUGAACAUUCAGGUCCAGGAAUGUUUCCACUUUUUUGAGAAGUUCUAAUCGUUUCACAUGUUUUGACAAGGACAACUUCCCAAAUGCUGUGCUUCAUUCAUGGCACAUACCCCAUCUCUGUCUCUUCCAUGCCUUGAGAAGAUACCUAAAUAGUGUUGCUGUGGAAAAGCCUCCUUUACUUUCUUCCUGGGUUCUUUUUCCAAGCUCAGUGAAGCUUUUAAAUAGGUCAAGAUCUGUGGCAUAAUACUGUAGUGGAAGUUGUGAAGAGACUAGUAAUCUCUAGCAACAGGUACAGCAAACAUACAGUUGUACAGAAAAAGCCCACAUGCAGCUUUAUCCUGGGAUUUAAUGAAGAGUUUCAUUAAUGAAUUCUUUAAAGAACUGUGAGAUAGAAAGUGCACAGGGAAAUUACCAUCAUGCUUGUUGAAUAAAAAAAUUAAGUCUGUGCUUUUUUGCAUUGCCAGAACUGCACUUUAUGUAAUGAAUUUGUCCGUUAUUCAUGUUGUAUAUCCUAAGGUCUAGGGCUACAUGAUUUGACUAGGUUGUGGUAAGUUCUGCUCUUUUUAAAGUUAUCUUCUGAGAUUCUUACCAGGAAUCAAAUGUGAAAAUUCUCUUCAGUAGUUGUAGUGUAGCUCUAAGUUAUACAAGAGCCUGAGAUUUUGAUAAAAGACCUUCAAAGCUACCAAUGGACUGAAACCAAAGUCCAAAAGCAGCAAGUUUUAGAAUCAGAAAUAAUUUAGUUUGCCCACAUUUGAGAAGUUUUCUGCUCUUCAUCCUCUGACACUAUUGUUUGGAGCCCUGCCUGCAUAAAUGAAAUUGUGUGUUUUGGGGGGCAUGUUUAGUGUGCGUUAGAGCAGAAAAGGGGAAAAAAGGUGGCUAAGUCUGUCUCUUUGCCCUUCAGUAGGUAAUAGUACAUUGUGAUUGAACUCUCUCUCAAUGAUAUGUGAUUGUGCCUCAGUUCUGAAUGUUUGUUGUUCCGUUUUCUGAAUUUCAACCAUAAUAUACAUGAGAGAAUUUGUAAUGUGACGGGUGAAAACACCUUCCCAGGAAAUCCCAUUUCUGUGUGAAAGUUUGAAGCUGCCCAUACUCUAUAAAUUUUCCCACCCCUUUGUUAUUUGGAUUCUUUGGUGUCGUUUUAGUAAGGUUUGCAAGGGGAGAUUUGCAAAUUAAUGUCUGAGAGCCUGUUUUUUAUUAUUUCCUUUUGGUUUGUUUUUUUGCUGCUGUUUGUAUGAGAGACAGUAGAAUCACAAGUAACUAUUUAGAUUUACAUAUUGUUUUCCUAGUUUUUAAAGUUUUAGAGUAUGUAUGAGUGCACUGAACAGCACCAUAGCUCAUCUGAAAGCAGAAUACCAAGGAACUCAAAUACUGUUCUGAUUUCAAGUAGUCUUAUAACUUUUGCUAUAAACCUUCCCUGGUUAUAUAACUAGUUGGCUUUGGCAUAUUUUUUAGAUACUCUGUUUCUUGCAAUUAAGGCCAUUCUCCUUACUUUGAUUCCUUCAGAUUUUAAACCUGAAUAUGAACUCUUCAAAGACAAAUAUUAAUUCUGUUAGUCUUCUGUAAAAUAUAUUUCAAAUGCAUACUGAAUUUAGAAAAGCAGUUCUCAUGAAAACUUGCAUGCACUGGCAAUUUCUAAGAUCAAAACACUCCUUACCAAGAAAAAAUUGGAUUAAGACUAGGAAAUGUAUGCUUUGUUGAUACCAAAACUAUAUUCACUUACUGUUUCCCUCUGAUAUUUACCUAUUCAUUUAUCUGAAAUUUUCAGUUACCUUGCACUUCACUGAUAGAAAAAUUCCGUUAUCAAAUAUGCAGUGAGAUCACUUUAUUUUGUUUUCUCUCUAAACUGUAUAUAAGGACAGGAGCUGGUCUGAGCAGGUGAGCUCAUGUUUAAAGCUCUAGAAAUCUCUUCAUAGCUGAAGAAGUGGGAGAGGAAAGUUGCAUCUUUCUGUAUGCUUGCACAUACUAAUUUAGCACAUGGGUUCCCGUAUCAUUCACUGACUAGUGUGGUCACCUUUCAUUUCAUUCAACUACUAUGCAGUUUUGUUCACUGUGAGUAUAAUCUGUAUUUAGUGAUCGCAAGAUGCUUAUGCCACUGAUUUCUCUUCCAUCCAAACUGACAGAAGAAGUUAUUUGAUAAUGCACAUAUUGGUAUCUUUAAUUGCAAAAAUGUAAAUUUGAAACUUGUAUAAUGUUCUUGUGCUUUUGAAAUAAAAUAUCUUGUAUAUGUAUAUUUAAAAAAAGGAAAUAAAGUAACUUCUCAUAGAUUACUCCAUUUUUAUUUGGAGGCGCUUUGACAUGUCACAGUUCACUUCACCAAGAGCAUUAUAGCAGCAUCUGUCAGUUGGAAGAGAGGAAGAGUUAGUAAAUGGUUGGUAAACAAUACUAGUUAUCCCUGUAGUCUGUAUCAUCAUUGUACUGGUUAAGUGCAUGGUGGUGCACUUACUUAAAGAAAUACUCCACUUGCAAGUUGUCUGAGCAUUUUACAGAUGUGAAUUCCUGCAGUGUCUACCUCAGUUUGUAGAAGGAGUCUUAAGGACAGAUUUUUCUAAUAUUUAAAUGUCCUUCAUCUCAUUAGUUGAGUGAUUCUGGUUUUGUAGCUUCUCAAAGAAGUGCUGGCUGUACUUCUGUCAGAUACUUAUCCUCUAAAAAGGGAAAUCUUGUGGCGUUGGUCUAAUGUGCUGUGAUACAUAUUAAAAAAGCCAAAAAACCAAGCCCAAGUAUUUUUAUUACAGAGCUAAGCAAAUAGCCAAGGAAUCUUUAACCUAGAAACGGCCAGUACUUCUUGCCCCUUUUUAUAUUGCAAGCUGUGGCUGUCCCUACUUUCUCACUUCUUUGUUGUAGCUUUGUGCAGUGUUUAGCCUACACAGUCUGGGUGUUCAUGGUCUUGCUCUCUAUAUGCUUAUUCUUAGUAAAGCAAAUGUUAUUUUAAGAGCCUGUUCCUGAAGAAGUAAAAGGUAAAGGUAGGUGGAUUAAAGUCUAUUAGCAGAAACGUUAUGAAGAACAUUAGAACAAGAAGACUAUUCAUUAGAGGGGGAAAGAAAGAAAAGAAAAAAAAGCCACAGCAUUCUUUCUUGCAUAGUAAGACUCACCAGGUGCAAUAUACAGAUGUACAGAAUUAUAUAGAACACAAUUUUGGCCUUCACAUUCUUUGCUUUAUAGUUGAAAUCCACUUUAUUCUUAUUCUAACUAUACAUGAAAGAGAGGCUGUCUAAAGGAAGUCUGUGUUGAAGGAGAGUGAGCUGAAAUUCAAGGCAAUUAUAUACAUUAUUUCAUGUAACCGUGAGUAAAGGGACACUAGGUAUGAAGUUAAACAUGAAAGAUUAAAACUGAGCCCGAGUUCUCUUUAUUCCUGUGUGACUAUUGUUCAUGAAGUCAGUGUCAAAAAAAGGAGUAUAGUUUGUGCUGUUUAAUUACAAGUUGUCAAACAACUUAGAAUCCAUGAAUUUUAGGAAGUUUCUUCAUGCUUGAAUGAACAAGCCUCAGCAAAAUGUUGUGAAGCAGGCAGUGGUGACUGGAUUUCACGAUCAUUUCAAGUACUUGCUGUAUGUAUGAAGUUCUGUGGUUAGUCUUUUUCAGCAGACCACAGAAUCUUAUGUCUCCUUCCUCUGGAUAGUGCCUGAAGUAUAUUAGCUUCUUUGGGUACAAGUCUAGUGCUUGGAGAGGGGUCAUCCCAAUGUACCAGAGUUUCUGUUUGGAGGUUAUCCUGAACAUACCAUGGCAGCCUGAGGAAUAAUCCAUUCUACAUGAUGAAAAGCCUCCAAUCUUCUUUCAUCCCACUUUUCAUUCUGUGAAUUGUGGUAACCUUUACUAAAAGUGGCAAAAGUGAUGCAUCUCAAUUUUAUUAUACUGGAGAUGAUCUAGGAAUAUUUAUUUUCACAAUUUGGUCUUAUGCAGAACUAGAGUUCCAUAGUGGGAAACUGGUACAAAGCACACAUUUACGAAAUGGUUUGUAAGAUUUUAAAGAUCACUACUCUUGUGUUGUAGAGAACUGUGUGUUUGUAUGCCAUUUAAAAAGAUCCGUUCACAGCAAGGAGAUUUUUAGCUUCUAGGAAAGUGUGCUGUGAUCAUUUUUAAUACAAACAAAACUAAAUGUGCUGUAUCUUCUUUAUUUUUUCUUUAGGAUAAAGGUGUAGAGCAAGUGUUUUCUGUGCUAAUCAGAAAGCUUUAAAGAAAGAACAGAAAUUGCAGUUUCUGCAGGAACUGUCAUAGUGCCUUUGCCAGAAGCUGAACAUUAAAAUGUUUCAGUGUUUUUUUAAUGAAGAAUUUAUAAAGAAGAUAGUUCUGUGAAUAGGGGAGUUCCUUUCUCUGGAAGUUACUGUUGUACAAAUGUGUUGUUAUUAAUUCUGACCGGAUGAAGCAUUAAUAACAAAUAGGAUGAGAAGUGUCCCCCAAAUCGUAUUUAUUUCUGUAUCUGAGCAGAUGCUCUGGCUUAAAGGCUUGGCUUGCUAAUACCAUCUUUGUCUUUGUAAAUUACAGAGAAUUAAAGAUGGAGUCCACGCUGCUA